Messenger RNA from Parathielavia appendiculata, 1718 nucleotides. Its product is annotated as ARM repeat-containing protein. Gene Ontology annotation, cellular component: nucleoplasm; cytoplasm; nucleus. Gene Ontology annotation, molecular function: nuclear import signal receptor activity; protein binding. Lineage: Eukaryota; Fungi; Ascomycota; Sordariomycetes; Sordariales; Chaetomiaceae. The record is from RefSeq and is a predicted model, not a curated record. The transcript has 2 exons. The coding region runs from base 134 to 1528 and encodes 464 amino acids. Gene Ontology annotation, biological process: NLS-bearing protein import into nucleus.
CACAAGGGUCCCAGCAUAAUCAAACCACAGCACCACAGCUGCGCUGCAGCAAUUCAAAAUGUCUUGACAUCGUGGCUUGCCUUUAUCUGGACGCUAAUGUAAGAAUGCGCAGCUCAAUGAAGACCUCCCCCAAAUGGUCGCUGGCGUCUUCUCGGACCAGAUCGACCUCCAGAUCCAGGCCACUACAAAGUUCCGGAAGCUGCUCAGCAAGGAGCGCAACCCGCCUAUUGAGGAAGUCAUCAAGACUGGCGUUGUGAGCCGCUUCGUCGAGUUUCUGCGCUCGCCACAUACCCUUGUCCAAUUCGAGGCCGCAUGGGCUCUCACCAACAUCGCCUCCGGGUCGGCUUCUCAGACUCAGGUCGUAAUCGAGGCCGGGGCCGUGCCCAUUUUCGUUGAGCUUCUCAACAGCCCCGAGCCCGAUGUCCGCGAGCAGGCUGUGUGGGCUCUCGGUAACAUUGCUGGCGACAGCCCACAGUGCAGAGAUUACGUCCUGAGCCAGGGUGCUCUCCGCCCCCUGCUCAACCUCCUUGGCGACAGCCGCAAGCUAAGUAUGCUGCGGAAUGCUACGUGGACUCUGAGCAACUUCUGCCGUGGCAAGACGCCGCAGCCUGAUUGGCACACGAUCCAACCAGCUCUUCCUAUCCUCGCUAAGCUCGUAUAUUCGCUGGAUGACGAGGUGCUGAUCGACGCGUGCUGGGCCAUCUCGUACCUGUCGGACGGCUCCAACGACAAGAUCCAGGCGGUGAUUGAGGCCGGCAUCCCCCGCCGCCUGGUCGAGCUACUGAUGCAUGCCUCGACCUCUGUCCAGACGCCCGCCCUCCGCUCAGUUGGCAACAUUGUCACGGGCGACGAUAUCCAGACCCAGGUCAUUAUUAAUUGCGGGGCCCUGCCUUGCCUGCUCUCCCUGCUUAGCAGCAACAAGGAUGGGAUCCGCAAGGAGGCUUGCUGGACCAUUUCCAACAUCACGGCUGGUAACUCUGCUCAGAUCCAGGCCGUCAUUGACGCCAACAUCAUUCCUCCUCUGAUUCAUUUGCUCUCUAACGGCGACCUGAAGACUCGUAAGGAGGCAUGCUGGGCCAUCAGCAACGCCACGUCCGGUGGUCUGCAGAAGCCCGACCAGAUUCGCUACCUGGUCAACCAGGGCUGCAUCAAGCCGCUUUGCGAUCUCCUUGCCUGCCCUGACAACAAGAUCAUUCAGGUUGCUCUGGACGGCCUCGAGAACAUCCUGAAGGUGGGAGACCUGGAUAAGCAGGCUGCAGGAGAGGGCUCCGACGCGAUCAACCGCUACGCGCUGUUCAUCGAGGAAUGCGGUGGCAUGGAGAAGAUUCACGACUGCCAGACCAAUGCCAACGAGGAGAUCUACAUGAAGGCAUACAACAUCAUCGAAAAGUACUUCUCGGACGAGGAGGAGAAUGCCGAUGAGGCCAUGGGUCAGAAUCAGCAGUUUGGCUUCGGCUCCGCCGCGAACGGGGCUCAACAGGCCGGGUUCAACUUUGGCGCUAACGGCGCCGAGUCGAUGGACAUGUAAGGCGAUGCGGUUCCAGCAAGGCUAGGAUGGAUCGGCGAUCCUCCGUUUCGACGCCCACCAUGCCUACGCGCCUAGCACUGUCCUUCCGCACCCCGCCACAGCGUUCUUUAUCGGGACCCCGAGAUACGCCACAUCUAUGCUUCUGGCUGACACCCCCCAUCAUCAACCCCCGACGCAUUCCACCACGACA